This is a messenger RNA of Vitrella brassicaformis, 10252 nucleotides long. NCBI's taxonomy places the organism in Eukaryota, Vitrellaceae. The record is from the annotation of a GenBank genome assembly.
CAAUCGCAUUUCUGCGCGUUUCUCGUGUGUUCAGGCGAAAGAAGCAACGACAAGGUAACGGAAAGAGUCAUAUGGACUCCCGGGAGCGGCCCCGCCGGCUGCAGCGAGGGGGGAAUGCGACUGAGGAGGACCGGCCGCUCAAAGCCAUUGUGGACGAGAGGUCAUCGGCGCUGCAGGGGUUCGUGGAGAUCACGCGACGAGAAGUGAUCCGGCUGUUGAACUUCACGGUCAAGAACCGGCUGAUCAAGACAUACGGGGAGGACAAACUGCGGCAGAUAGACCAGGACAUCGCCUGCGCACUCGACGGGAUCUUCGAGGGACUCAAUGCAUACGCUGAUGUCACGCUGCGGGUGCUCACCGACAAGCUGCCACACACGGCACUCGCCAGCCUCCCGCCUCCUCCCGUUCCGAGACCACCGUCACCCCCACAAUUGGCCAAGGAGCAGAGGGCAGCCGAUAUUGCGGUUGAGAGGGAGAGGGAGAGGGAGAGGGAGAGGGAGAGGGAGAGGAAGAAGACACGGCUGCCAGAAGGCACCAAGGUGCGCUAUCGCGACUCGCAGGCCUCCCCCGUGCCGCCAGCCUCCCCGGUCCCACCGAUGUCACCUCCCCCGCCACAAGACGAGCAAGAGAAGGGCGAAGAGCCGCAGGCUAUUGAGCAGCCAGAGGCUGGUGCCCCUCCGCCAGAGACCAGCAAGCCUCCCUCGGCUGCAACGGAGAGCGCUGACAAGGGUAUCGUCGGGAUGGAGGGCAUGAACGUAGAAGGGCUGAUUUUGGAGAGGGGGCUGUAUCGCGCCCAGUUGCAGCAGUGUGUGGAGCAGAUACGGUCGCUGCAGGAGCAGUGCGCCGGAUCUGAGAAGAAACUGCAGGCACAGCUGCUCACCUUUCGCGAGACGAGGCGGGCCUAUUACAAGGACCUGCAGCAGCUGAAAGAGAGACUCGGAUGGAGGUCCGCUGGAGGCAUCGGGUUGUGGUUGCAUCUGUUUGUGCAUGAUUUUUGGUCGUGGAUUUGUGUGCAGGGCGGGGACGACUGCGGAAGGCGUGAUGGAGGGUGAAGUGCAGUUUUUCGAUCCCUCAAUGCACAUGGACCCUGAGGCAAAACGCAUCAUCAAAGAGAAGGUGCUCACGCAAGGGAGACACGAACCAAAGGAUAUGUCUCUCUCUUUGUAUCCGUCUGCAGCUGGCAGAGAUCAACGAUACGUUUGAGGCCGAGAAGAACCGUCUUCUGCAGAAGAUCCACAAGCUUCGCGAAAACCUGGAGAGCAAGACGGCCCUCUACCAUGAGUCUGAAGACAAAGCCCACCGCUACCGCCUGCAGCUCAAGACCCUCACACACGCUAUGCGCAAGAAGCUCGGGACCGCCCCACCCAGGAUUGCCGGCGAGGAGGCGGGCGGUUCCGGUGACACACUCGACAGGGGCGACCUCGAUGAGGCGCGAAGUGUGGACCAUGACUCGGUGGAUGACGCUGUCAAGCUGCAGAGGAUGAUGACGGCGACGUCGAUUCCCGACGUGGAUCAUGUCUCGCAGGAAGCGGUCGCCGGCAUCGACAGGCACAAAGCACUUGACGCCCUCACAAGGGUAGACAUACAGACAUGGAUGUACACGCAUGGACUCACCUGCAUGGCCGUACGGCCGUUCAGAUCUUUGAGUUCUUCCGGCGACAGGAGGAAUACAUAUCCAAGAUCCCCGACAUCAUGGACAAGGAGGCGGAGAGCCUCAUACAGCAGCAGAAACAACAGGACGCUGAGGGCCAGGACAAACCCAAAAAGGAAAAGGGAAAGACAGGUAUCAAGAGCGAUGAUUCAUCCACAUACCCAACAGCCGUUUAUGCGCUUGUGCGCCCUCUGCUGUGUCUCUGUCUUGGUCCAGCUCAUGCCGCUCUGUCAGCCAAGGUCAAGGAGCUUCGCCACAGCAUGGCGCCGACCUUCGUGGCCGCCCGCCAAUUCGUGACACGGGCCGCCAACGAGGUGCAGUCACUGGCAGGUCUGAUGAAGCUGCAGCUGCCGACCGUCGAGGGACAGCAAGAGCAAGAGGGCGAAGCACCGGCACCAGCAGGUGACCCCGGGCUUGUGAGGAUGCAACAAGCUGCCAAGCUAGCGGUUGAUGAGGCCAUGAUCGGGGCACAAAGGUAGCUGGGUAGUGAGGCACGGAGACAUGACGUCUGUGUGGGUCAUUUUCUCCUGUUGCUGUGUGCUCCUCUGUCUGCCUGCAGGGAAUUCGACAUAUUUCAGCUGCGUAUCGUGGAAGAAUCAAAAGAGACCAAGAGAAGCGAGGCGGAGUUGCGCAAGAACAAGGCCGAGAUGGAACAGAAACUCACUACCAUGCAACGCGAACUGGACAACGUGCGUACUACACACACACGCACACCACACAAAGCCGCUGGAACAUACGCGCACCACCUAUCUAUCUCUCUCUCUCGCUCUCUCUCUGGUCCUUGUGUAUGCAGGUGACGGGUCAGUUGUCUCAGGCCCAGGACGAGAAUAUCCGCCUGACAGCCGCCAUGGACAACGAGCGAGAGGUGCUGGAGCAGCUCAGAGGACAGCUGGUCGUCCUCAAAGCACAAGCAGCAGCCAAAACUGCAACCAAGGUGCAUUGGCCGACCAAGACGGGAAGACAUUGCUUACGCACACAUUCACCCUUGCUUGCUCCAUGACGAUUAGGGCCACCACAUGGGCACGUCACCCGAGCCAAUGAAGGCAGAAGGGGUGGGCGUGGGGAUCGGUGACGACGAGCAACUGCCCAUUGACACUGGUGAAGCCCUUCAGCCGCCUCCCACACCCGCUGCACAGCCUACUGGUCUCUCGUCUGAAACACGCCACUCAUCCACCCAUCUCAACGAGGUUGGUAUGGUAUGCACCCGUCUGUUUGUGUAGGUGAGAAGUCUGUGUGGGAGGACACCAAGGCUGUGCUGCAGCAGCGGAUCAGUCAGGAGGCGGGCACGUCCAUGGAGGACCAGCCGCCGCCCGAGCCGCCAGCACACGUCUCAGGGCACCCUGCCUUUCAGGGCGAGGGACCGGCGAAUAUCGGCCUACGCGCAGUACGCAAGAGUGACUGACACAAGCCACGCACCGGCUGUAUGUAUCAUAUUGGCUGCGUGUUUUGUUUGUGUGAUGUGCAGCCUAAUGUCACGCUGGAUGAGUUCAUCCCCGAGAUAGCUCGGAAGCUGGCAAGAGCCAGCGGCAUUGGAGUGAGAAGACGACAAUGCGAGUAAAUGCAUACUCACCUCUUGCUUGUCUGCUUUGAUGUCCAACCACAGGAGAUCGCUACAGUGCUCAACAUCGAGUCUCUGGGCCGCGAUCUCAAGUACCUGGUGCGCCGGGAGGCCGAGAAGAUGGCCGGGAGUCAGCUGGCUGCUUUAGAGGAGGAGCAUCGCAAGCGGCUCGAGUUUGAGAGCAAACGAUCGGAAGACCUCAGGCAACAACUGGUACACACACACAUACAGUCCAUUGACACAGGCAGACAAGCAGACACACGGGCGUGAAACGGUCGUGUGCUGUUAGGCUGAGGCGUUGACGAAGCGCAAGUCGGUAGCCAAGGCCAAGACGAUGUCGGAGGAAGAAGAGGAACCAGAAGAGCCGGUGGGGUUAGAAGGCUCUGAGCUCCCCGUCGAUGAAGAGGAGACGGAUCAGCCGUCAGCUGAAGCAAAGGCGGAAGAGUCAGCCAAGGACGGCCAGGUGGUACUCAUCCCUCCUGACAAGCCGACACAGCAGGCCAUGCACUUGCGAUUAGAUAAGUCUGAGGUAAGCAAACACCGGCUCACCCACAUCAAGCCGCUUUGAGUUUGGUUGCCUGCCCGUGCCGCAGCUGGAGUUGCAGGAGAUGCGCGAGCACCUAAGAUACUAUGGCCGAAUCGAGGCCGUUCUCAAGACGGCCUGGAACAUAUCGAGACAAGUGAUCGCCAGGCUGGUUACCGCGCUCAUCCAGGACUUCGGUGGCAUCGACUCGAGCGCUGCCAAAGUGCCGCCGAUCAUGCUGCAAGUCGACCCACCCACCAUCGAUGUACGCACGCUACAAGCCAGCAAGCACAGACAUCGCUUUGCUCUUGUCCUGUUCUGGUCUGUACUGCAGGAGCUGAGUGACGCGUGGGAGGGCUUGAAGCAGCACUUUGAGGGUACAGACUUCGAGCUGACGUGGUUUGCCAACGAAGCACGCAAGAAGCUGGCAGACAUCCAGGAACGGGCCACGAUAGGUGCGGUCCGGCUCUUCGGUGUCCGGAAGUACCUCCGCAGCUUCACCGAGCACCUGGCGGGGGCACAGGACGAGGAGGGUCUCGUCGGACUGGACGAGGACCAAGACACCAGCCCAUCGGUCCACCCCGACAGGCAGAGGGCCGACACGGACAGCGCCACGGGAAGCAUCCUGCUCUCAGAUGAGGUAACAAACAAGACACGCAAGUGUGCAGAUACGUGGGCGUCUUGUGUUCCAUCCACAUACACGCAGCUCCUGAUGGAUAUCAUAGAGGGCCGUCAGCGGCUGGAUGGCGUUGAUGCCAACACGCGGAAGGAGAUUGCCCGUAUCCUUCGCGCCCGGCAGCUCAAGGGCCAGGCGGAGGGCAACGAGCUACUCACCCUUGCGUCCAAGAGCGAGUCCCUCCUCAUGACUGUCGAUGCUGCUGCGGACAGAUUCAGGGCAUCACUGAGGAGGAGGAAGCAAAAGGUGAUAAGGAGGAGUGUGUAUGAGAACGCCAACACUAGACACAUACAGAGUUAUUUUUUUCCUCAUCAGGGCCUGGUGCUGCCUGCUCCUGGCGCUAGUCAAGCGAGCAUAGUGGAUAUCGAGGCGACGCCCACACUGCUUGGGAGGGAAGAGAGCCUUGAGGAAGAGGACAAGGAGGGGCCUACCGCACCAUCGGCAGAGGUCUAUGCCGAGACCAAACGCGCAUAUCAUCAAGUAGGUGCCUCAACUACCUGAGCGGACUGGGUCAUGAGACGCCAUCGAUCACUUGGGGUUGUGUCUCUCAGGCCUUCUUGAUUCUGCCCGACGGUGCCGCCGAGGACUUCAUGUCGUACCUGCCUAUGCACACCAUAGAGCCGACGGAUGACAGCGAUGAGGGCAUUAUGCCGCCGCACAGGGAGGCGGGGGGAGACGUCAUGCCAGAAGAGGUAUGGAGGCGAUUGACUCGCCACUCCCAUCUGUGUUGUGUGUGCUCUACUGCGAACCAAUGAACAGCUGGGAGCCCCUCCGGUCCAUCUGCUGACUCAGUGGCACAGUGAGACGGCCGCUCAGCACGUGGAGCUACCAGAUGACGAGCCGACGGAGGUAAGUUUGCCGCCGCUGCAGAGCCCACAGCCUCCGUCCAUGGACGCGAAAGCGCCUCGAGAAGACAGGCUUCUCGAACAAAUGAGGAUCCUGUCGGUAAGUGCACGGAGACAUGUGACGUGCCGGCAGUCACUGCAAGUCGCUUCGGAUGCUUUCUAAGGAGGAGAACCGUUUGCUGAAGGAGCAACGACUGGCAAUGCUGCGACGAUACAGCAGCAAGUAAGCAGAGGACACGUGCCGCAUCACCCUUUCACCGACUACACAUCCUUCCACUGUUGCGUCGUGUCGCGGCCAGGCAACCGACAGCUGAGGAGGCAGAAGCAAUUCGCCGCCUUGUCGACGACCUGCAGGCAGCCCAACCCGGCGAAUCCGUAGAGAGCCUCUCGGACGCUGUCAAGUCGCCGGAGCUAGCCGGCGCUGCCGCCAGGCCCCUCCGCGCCAUGAGCUCUCUAAGCGACAUAUCAGAUUUCUUCCAGCAGACACCUGCCGUCCAAUUCAUCAUCGAGGGCAGCAAGAAGAAAACGAAAGACAAGAAGAAGAAAGAGGACAAGGACCGGGGGGAGAAAGAGGAGAAGACGCCUUCCUCCUCAUCAAUGGCAUCUUCUCGGCGUGGGACGCCAUCUCCCGCGCCGUCUCCCUCUGCGCCCAAAGGGAAGGACAGGGACAAAAGGCCGACGAAGCCCAAGGUCAGCCCGACUGCCAAGGAGAAAGAGGAGAGGCAGAAAGAACGGGCAAAGGAAAAGGAGAAGGAGCCGUCCGAGAAAGGCAAGGCGCGUCGCGAGAAGGACAAGGAACGGGGGAAGGACAAGAAGGAGAAACCGCGCCCGGACUGGAAGUAUGGUGCACCACGUGAUGGUAGGUCUGGAUUAAUUAACACACAUGAACCGACCAAGCUCGACCUCGCUGCGUCUUCCUGCGUGUCCUGCAGGUGCUGAUAGCACCACCCCCAAGCCCAUAUCGAAGAAGCCUGCUCGUGAGAAAUUGGAGCGCAGCAACACGCAACACAGUCUUGCGGAAGCUGCCGGCACAGUCCCAUCAUCAGAACGCCGUGAGAGCAUAGCACUACGACAGCAACUGACCGGCAAGAUGGACAAGGCUGAAAUCAAGGCCAAGCAGAAGAAGCUCCUCCACUCGCCAGGAAAGGCAAGGAAACCUGCACCAGCGAAACCGGCGGGUGAAGGUGAGGAGCCUCCAAUCGGACUGCUGGAUGAGGCGGACUUGAUGGAGGAGGAGUCGAGGCCGCCGUCGAGGAUGUGGUCGUUUCCAGAGGAGGCCGUCUUGAGGCCUGAAGAGGAGGAAGGCGAGGGCGAGGGGGAGGACAUCGAAGUAGAGUCGCCGAGUGCCACACCGAUGGAGAGGACGCCCAUGUCUGCGUCAUCUCAAUCGCCCAUCUUGACCCCUGCGUCGCCAGUGCCCGACCAUGCCGAUCAGGAGUGUCAGACGGAUCUUCUCGGCUCCGACCUGCCCUUCGCCCCUCAAGCUGAGGCCCCCGCUGAGGUACCGUCUCCUCCAUUGAUGCCCACCCGGAUGGACGGCCUGACCUUCGACAUGAUUGCGCGGCAAGUUGCUGGCUUCAUCCAAGAGACAACGGCUGCCAUUUCAAAGCAGGCGUCACGGGUGCUCAGCGACACGUCCCUUGCUAAGAGCCCCAAGCUGCCAAGGCCGGAUCAUCAUCCGCCCUCACCCCUGCCGGAACAAGAGAGCCCCCCCGCUGUCUCGCCACGUGUAUCGUCUGCACGCCACGACGUGGGAAGGCCUGACACUGUCAGCGAGGCGGGGGAGUCCGAAUACGUGACGGGCGAGCCAGCGAGAGUAGCAUUUAUGGUUACACCACACAAGGAGGAGGAGCGAGAAGUACCUGAAGCGGCAGAGCUGGAGUCCAUCGUUAAGGGCGCGCUGGCCCGGUAUGUGAUGGUCCCGAUGGAGGUGAGCAGUAUCGGCGUCAACACGGAUGACAGCAGGGGGGCUGAUUGGGAGAAGGCGACGCCCACCAAGUUGCUGUCGCCGGAAGAGCAGACACCGACAGGAAGAGAGAAGAAGAAAGUCAGCGUCCAGUUUGACACCACCAGCUUGAGCGGAGAGGACCUUGCACUCGGGGGCGCGCAGCUGAGUCUUCCGAUGCCGAGCGAGGAGAUAAUUGCGAGAUACAAGGAGGCGUGGCUGCUGCAAGAGAGGAUGAACCGGCCCGCACUGCCGUCACGAGCCACCCAGACCGAGAUUCUGUGGGGUGAGAUGAUCAAUCGAGUUGUCGAUAGUGUCACCAAGUACCUCACCAAGAUGCAAGUUGAGGGCGUCCCCAUCAAAGUAAGACAGUUGAACAAAAACCUGCAGUCAAUGCACACUCCGUGUCAAUGUCUCCUCUCUCUCAGCCGGGAGACACGAUUGACGUCCUGGGCGUGAAGAUCAACUCCAAAGCCCUCCGCGAGUCCGUCGACCAGGCCUUCCACCCACCUGCAGUGCCCGCCGGGGCCGGAGGCACGAAGGGGCGCACCAUAUCCCGCAAGCUCCCCGCCUCCCCACCCUCACUCGCCUUUGCGCAUGAGCAGUGGGAGAAGGACCGCAAAAGAAUGGAGAAACGGUUCCCGGUCCUCGGCUCGCCCCCCAUGCCCACGCCCCGUGCUCCCUCCGAGGGGCCGCCUGAAUACGCACUGGGCAGGUCAAUUGGCAGCGGCGAUAAGGCGGCCGCGAGGUCGUCCAUUGUGCUGGACAGGAAGCAGAGCAUGAGUGUAGUGGACUUGGAGAUGGAAGAUGUGGCGCCCGAGCCCGACGAAGGCGCCAAGCGGGAUAGCAUCGUGGUGAGCAGUGAAGCAGAGAAGAAAGAUACGUAUGCAAAUCGACUUGCCCCACCUGCAUGUGGUCAUCAGGUGGAUGCGCGACACGGCCUCGGUGGUCGCCGCGACCCCUACAAGAUGCAGCGCCUUAGGGCCAAGGUGGGCGCCCUUCCCAGGAAGCGCAGACACGGCCGACGAGCCAGGCGCAGACGUCGCAAGAGGGGCAUCUACGACGACAUUGGCGAGAGCGACGAAUCGGAGGAGAGUGUCUCGGAGACAGAGGAGGCCACAACCACCACCGAAGAGGAGGGACUCGGAGGCUGGGGGUCGCUCGCUCUUACGGGGCAACAGCCUAAAGGCAAGCCCAAGACCAACGCGGUAAAGUAUUUCGGCCGCGAGAAGGUCAAAAAGGAUGCUCUGCCGGACAAGUCGUACAAGCGGCGGCUUCAGGCCCUGAAGCGACUGAGGAUAUGGAACGACCUAUGGGCGGCACAUCUGUGGCGGCUCGGAAGCGUCGCAGACGACGCCACAACCAACGAACUUAGUUAUGAGGACUUUAGCAGAGUGAGCCAUACACAGAGCAUCAUAAGCAUGCAUGGGCGCGCCACUUUUCCCCUGACCUCUUUCUGUCUGUCUUUCAGUGGUUCUCUCGGGAGCUGCGAAUCCCCGGCGUAGAGGGCGGCGGCCGUGCUCUCGCCGAGUACGAGGCGGAGCCGCCUACCCCUGUCACCCCCCUGUCCCUCGACCGCCUGCAGCAGUUGGCCCGCAAAGCCAUGCUUCAACUGGCGUGGACGCGGUGGCAACGACCCACACCAUCCACUCCCCCGCAGACACAGCGAGACAUGGGGGGCACCGAGGUGCUGCUGGUGAAUGCACUCCGCAAGGGGGCUGAGGGCAAGCGACAGCCGGCGGCAGCGGUCAAAAAAGAGGCGAGGCUGAAGGGCAUGAGUGUGCCACCAAGGGAAACUGGCGUUAAAGAGGAGUCGCCGAAGACCAGGCUGACGGGUGAGGGAGGAGUGCUGUCGACGGCACCCGUGUGGACUGUGCCGCGUGCCAAGGUGCGAGAGAAGCCGCCACCGCCGAUGACGGAAAUCUCAUCGGGCGAAAGGUGAGUCGUGCAGCCUGGGAUGAGAAACUCGUACCAUUACUCAACCAAGUCAUAUUAUGUUGCUCCUUGCAGCUCGCGCGUCGCGCCUCCGCACGUGGGAGACACGUCAACGGAUCACGAGUCCGUCCUCGAGUACACCGGCUCUAUAGCCGGCCAGCCGGUCCCCCGCGCCACCCUGACCCGCCCUCCUCCGCUCCCUCAGUCCCCAGUCGAGCCCCCCCACGUGCCUAUCCCAUCGAGCACCCUUGGUGGCUCAACCAAGUGGAUAUCGCCUCCUAUCACACACACCGGGUGGACACGCAAGAGCGACCUGAAAGCCUCGCCGCCCACACACACUCUCGGGCUGAAGGUCACGUCAGAGCCCAACAGGGAGGGGGGCGCCACCGACCAGAUUCGUGACAGCAGAGACAUGGCCAUCACCGACAUGCUGCCUCUGCUGUCUGAACGUGGAGGCAUGCCUGCACGGAUGCUGGGUGCGUCGGAACGGUUCAAAGCUCCGGCAGGCGAGUCAUUCGCCGAGUGGAUCAAGCGCAACAAGAAAAAACCUACCCAAGGGAAAGAGACAGAGGCGGGAGGGCGAGAGAGGAAUGGCAAUGGCAAUGAAGACGCAUCGCCGACCGACAGGCGACCGAUGCGGCGAAGACCAGGGCGCAGACUGGUCAUCAGCACCUCCAGAGACGAGGCGGAUAUGCAGGUGGACGGCCAGUCGGCUGCUGAGGCCGACGAGAGGUCUCCCGCGAUGCAAAUUGGCGCCGGAGCUAUGCAGAUUGGCGGCAUGAGCUUACCGAGCCCCUUGUCGAAAGCAAUGAAGGGCGGAUUUAGACGGGUCAACUACCGUGCGCCCUUCAACAGCAUGGUGCCGACACCAAGCGUGGCAGACCUGCACAGCCACGUGGGGGAUAACGCAUCGGAGACGACGGUAGACAAUAAGGGCAUGGUGGAUAUCAUCGCUUCCACAAUGGGGAAAGUCAUCAAGGAGAGAGAGCAGACACUGGGGUGAUCGAUAGAGAUUGAGGCUUGGGGUGAUGCGGGCUGGGCGGCAGAGACACGGGUUUGUUUGAUACUGGUCUGGGUUCGUGUGAGAUGAAUUGUCAGAUGGAUUUAUCUGGACUGAGC